Molecule: messenger RNA, 1469 nt
Organism: Psylliodes chrysocephalus
Lineage: Eukaryota; Metazoa; Arthropoda; Insecta; Coleoptera; Chrysomelidae
Source: the annotation of a GenBank genome assembly
AAAAUAAUCAAUGCAAAUAUUAAAUAAAUAAUAAAUAUGAUUCGAGGAUAUGUAUCCAGACGGUAUAUUAUUAUUUGUAAUGGCGAAAUAUGCUUACAAUUUUUGUUUACAAAAAAACGAUUAUUAUUAAAGAACCCACUGAUAAAAUACUAUAUAAAGUAGGUUUAAGGCUUUAAUUAAACACAUGGUAAUUCAUCAGUGUUAAAGGUAGUAUUAUCAUAAGUUUAAGUGGAAAUAUAUUUAUAUUAAAUAUGACAAUAAAAAUAAUCGUAUAUUUUUUAAUAUUAAGUGUUCUAUAUUUAGAAAGUCUCAGUGAUUGUGAGUGCCAAGAAAGUAUAACUUCAGUAAGUGGACGAUAUUCUCCGAAAAGAAAAAUUUGUUCCGGUGAUUUAAUAUUUGAAGAAAAUUUUGAUUUAUUGAGGCUAGAUAUAUGGAAACAUGAACAGACUCUUGGGGGUGGAAGCGGUAACAAUCAAUUCCAAUGGUAUACAAAUAACAGAAGUAAUACGUAUGUUGAAGAUGGAAUUCUACAUAUAAGACCUACUCUUUUGGCAGACGAAAGAGGAGAGGAUUUUUUAUAUAACGGAACUAUAGAUAUCAAUGGCGAUAAACCCACAGAUUCUUGUACCAACUCACGUUAUGACGGCUGUGUAAGAACAGGAACAAAAGAUAUUAUAUUAAAUCCAAUCAAAAGUGCUCGGAUGCAUACUGCAGAAUCUUUUGCAUUUAAAUUCGGGAAAGUGGAAGCAAGAGCUAAAGCACCUAUUGGAGACUGGCUGUGGCCUGCCAUUUGGAUGAUGCCAAGAUGGAACAAAUAUUCAUCAUGGCCAGCGUCAGGAGAAAUAGAUAUAAUGGAAAGCCGAGGUAAUAGACAAUUCUUUAAAAACAAAAUCAACAUAGGCGUUGAACAAGUGAGCUCCACCUUACAUUGGGGUCCAAACGCUAAUUAUAACCGCUACAAUUACACAACGUUCCAAAAAAAUGACGACAAUCCCAAUGGAUGGCACCAAGAUUUCCAUAGAUACCAAUUGGAAUGGCGACCAGAAAAUAUAUCAUUUUUAAUUGAUGACGAAUACGUAGGGACUGUUACUCCACCAGAAGGUGGAUUUUGGGAAUUAGGACAACUUAAUGCAACUGGAUUAGAAAAUCCUUGGAAACAUGGAACAAAAAUGGCACCAUUCGACGACGAAUUUUAUUUCAUCCUAAACGUUGCAAUUGGAGGCACAUCUUUUUUCUCCGAUAUGGCGGAAAACAAGCCGAAUCAUAAACCAUGGAAAAACUUUGACGGGAGAGCCAGCAUGACCGAGUUUUGGAAAGCGAAAGAACAAUGGCUACCAACUUGGGAUGUUAAGUCAGAUGAUAGUCAUAUGCAAGUUGAUUAUAUAAAAGUAACAGCAUUAUAGAGUCGUUUUUUAAAUAAAUCAGAUAUAUUUAUUUAGUUUGUCAAUUAUUUGUUAAUGUUAUUUCAA